UUUGAAUGUGUCUAGCAACGUGAAACGUUUGUUGAUUACUGCGCCUGCGUACAGUUCUGGUGUGUUUGUGUUUUUCUGUUUACGCGUUUAACUUACCUUGUGCACACUGUGAAGAAAUAUUCUAAACGUAAAAAUUCCUCCCUUCCAAAAGGGACAAACGAAUAUUACGAGUGAACAACGACUUUUCCUUACAACGAAUGAAAAGUGGCCCCCUGUUUCGAUCGAUGUUGAAAGCGAAAUUCGAAAUUCCUCAUUAUAAUUAUAAAUGUAUAAUUAAACAAUUGAGAGCUGGUUAAUCGUGGUUAAUUAUAGUAGAUUAACGUUGCACACCACUUGCAAUUGCAGCCCGCCAACCAGCCAGUAUUAAUAUUAAAAACAAUAACAAGACAAUAUUGUGGUGUUUGUUUUUUUGUUCGGUUGGCCUGGCCUAUUGGUAAUGAUUUAUCACUGUUGUUGUUAACAGCAAAGUUGAAAGCGUUAGAAAACAAAACAGAAACGAAAAGCUUUAAGUGCAAAAAUAAUAAUAAUAAUACAACAAUAGCAACAAGAAAAAUAAAACAGAAUUGUGAAUUGAAUUGUGUUGCACACAUUCACUGCAAAAUUGCAAUUAAAAUUCCAUCCAUUUACUACCUUACCUCCGUCUGUCUAUCUGCUGUCUUUUUGUUUGACAGCCAGCCGCCUCUGUUGAUCAUCUGCUCUUGACGGCAACUUUGUACAGAUCGAAAUUCUAUCGUCAAGCUAGAAGAGAAGACCACGGCGACGACUACGACACCGUCGACCACAUUGACACAAUUUUCUUUGGGAGACCCACAACACAUAGAACGUGAAACUAUUCCAAGGAUUUAUUUAUGAUUACUCCAUCAUUCCCCAACAGUAACAGCAGCAGCCACAAUAACAACAUAAUCAUCAGCAUUCUUAACAGCAUUUUGUAAUUUAUCUGUCAGUGCGAAUUGUGAUCUCUCUUUUGGCGCUAUGGAUACCGGGAGUGUGGUUAGUGAACCAAUAUCGGAUGCCCAUCGGGCGUUUGCCAAACAAAAAUCAGCUUCAAUGACCAUUUUAAAUCCCAAAGGCUACAAUAGCCCUGCCAAAUAUAGCUUACUGCAGGAUAAUAGUAAUACCAAAGUUCUGAGCAACGUUGAUGGCAAUCUCAGUUCCAGCAUACCCCAUUGCGCCACCACAGGGCGAAGACGCAAGGGUUCUUCUUUGGCCGGCACUUUGACUUCACGAUCCACACGUGGCGAAUCGAAAGAACUACGCUCAGCGUUGCAAGACCGUGAGACGGUGAUACAAAAUCUACGCAUCCAAUUAUGUUUGGGAAAGUUGCCACGUCCCUCGGGUCCACCCUUGCAUGAUGCGGACAGGCCAGCGGCCGAACAGAAACUACAGAAGCUUAAAACUGAAGCUGAUAAUAAGAAGAUAAAAAUCAAGAAUUUGAAAAGCGCUUUGGAUAAAUUGGACAUCACCGACAAUAUCGAUGUACGUAUCAGACAGGCAGAACUUGAAUAUGCUUUGGGUCGUGAAGAAUUACAAUUACUUUCCAUUGUGGAAGAGGCAAGGGCAUUGCAAGCACGAUUGGAUAAAUCCAAAGUCGAACCCCAGAGCCUUCAUAAUCUGCUCAAUAGUGGUAUUUCUGUGAGCUUGCAUGCGGUACAAGCCACCACUGGACGCUGGGCAGCCCAAGAGAUACCUGAAGCAUCGGGUGUUUUUUAUGUGGAAUGGGCUCUGGAAGGCGAUGGUCUAUACAAAGGCGAUCGUAUACUAGAAGUCAAUGGUAAACUAGUCACUUGCAGGACCAAAGAGGAAUUCCAAAAAUCUAUAGGCAAUACGGGCAAGUGUCAAAUUGUUGUGCUGAGAAGAAAACCUGCUGCAAUACCACAAAAACAAUUGGACCUAGAAAAGGAAAAUAAUAUGCGCUUGCAGCAUAGGAUCUCGUAUUUGGAGGAGCAGGUUAAAGAGUUGCAGGCCAGCAAACUGGAACACGAACAAAUACAGCAGCAGGUACAACCCCAACAUCAUCAGCAACAACAGCUAGUGCAACAAGAAAAUCAAUUGCAUGGUCAUGUGACAAGCAUUAAUAUCUCAUCGCCGCCCUCAACACCUCCCGACAAGCCCCUGGUGUUCCAAAGAGGCAACUACAUUACCACAUUAGUGGGUGGCAAACCCAUUGAAUUGAUGGGAGAGGAAACACCUGAGAUUAAAAAACAUGCGCUGCUCACAAAAAGCAAAUCGGCAGCUCACAUAACCAAAACUCUGAUACGAGAGAAUAGCCCUCAUGACAUGAAUGUCGUGGCUGCCAACAAAACCCUCUCCGCUUCCAAAAUUUCGGUCAACAGUGAUUCUAACUACCCAGCGCAUACUUCGCACAAAAAAGAAAAGGAACGACUCAGGGAACGUUACGAUAGGUCCAAUUCCAAAGCUUCUCAAAUGCAUGCCCGAAGUGUGGAGCAUCUAAAUCAUGCAAAUGGAUAUUCCGAGCGUCGUCGUGAUACUCCUCGUGGCACUGAUGUCCAAACUUUAAGAGCCCGUCUGCACUCGGAUAUGCGCAGUGUCAAAUCUUUGGAUUUCGAUAGUGAAACUGAAACUAGUCGCCCUAGACCACGCACACAGCCUAGUGAUACCAUGUCCGAGGCACGUACUAUUAGACCGACUCCGCCAAAGAAACCCUUGCGCCUUUCGCUACAGAGAGCCCAGAGUUUACAAACCGUUGAACUAAAUACCAAUGCUGACAUUGAACGAAAACGUCCUUCGAAGAGGGCUCAUAUUACGGAAAAAACGCUCAACGGUGAUGCUGCCAACAGUCUACUCAUUGAGAGCUGUAGCCACAGUGCUGCUCCGUCCCCUUUGCAUACGUCCUCGUUGGGUCGCCACCGGCAUAAUCUAUGAAAAUUACUGAAUAAUCUCUUUCGCUUACAAGAAGAGAUUUAAAUUUUAGUAAUACUGGAGUAUCAUGCACGGGUGAGUGAAUGUGCCACCCAUACAUGCAUACCUCCUGCAUCAUAUCCAACCAUAAUGGCAAUGUUAAGAACAGAAAAAUUUUCUAAAGAAAGAUUUUUUGUUAGUUUCGUUUUUUUUUGUAUACACAACAAAAAUGAUCCUUAUAUCCUUAGUAAACUAAGUAAUGAAGUUUGUUCAUAGCUAAUAUUUAAUUUAGAUAUUUUCUAGGGAAAUGUGACUGGUGUAAAGCAAAUAAAAUCUGUAAA
Messenger RNA from Stomoxys calcitrans (stable fly), 3200 nucleotides. RefSeq lists its product as uncharacterized. NCBI's taxonomy places the organism in Eukaryota, Metazoa, Arthropoda, Insecta, Diptera, Muscidae. Bases 973 to 2883 code for a protein of 636 amino acids. The record is from RefSeq and is a predicted model, not a curated record. Gene Ontology annotation, molecular function: protein binding. The transcript has 6 exons.